GAGAGAGGAAGGAGGGCCCGACUGACGUCUUAGUCUGCUGCCAUCCGAGUAGGACGGUUCAGGUCCCCGCGAAUAGCUGCACGUGGCUUCUUGAUGGCAACAGGAGAAGUGGCUGUAGGAGCAAUAGAGCGGCUAUGAAGAGGCCUAACAUUUUACUCACAGGAACGCCUGGUGUUGGGAAAACAACGCUAGGCAAAGAGAUAGCUCUGAGAACAGAUUUUACAUACAUUAAUGUGGGGGAUAUGGCUAAAGAAGGGGAACUAUACGAAGGCUUUGAUGAAGAAUAUGAAUGCCCAAUAUUAGAUGAAGACAGAGUUAUUGAUGAAAUGGAAGAUAAGAUGCAGGAUGGAGGUGUCAUAGUUGAUUAUCACAGCUGUGACUUCUUUCCUGAACGCUGGUUUAACAUAGUAUUUGUGCUUCGCACUGAAAAUUCUUUUUUGUAUGACAGAUUAGAAAACAGAGGUUACAAAGGAAAAAAGCUUCAAGACAAUAUUCAGUGUGAAAUCUUUCAGACAAUUUAUGAAGAGGCCAUGUCAUCCUAUAAAGAAGAAAUUGUACAUCAGUUGACUAGUAAUACUCCAGAAGAUAUGGAACGGAAUUUAGAUCAAAUUAUACAGUGGAUUGAACAGUGGAUAAAAGACAACAACUAAUUUUUGAAAAAAAUAUUUACAAUGAUAAAUAGAAGUUGUGUUUUCCUUCAUUGAAGAAACAAUAAUAGUUGCUUCAUUCAGGAUGAAAAUUAACAAGGAGGCCACUGAAUUUUCUAUUUUAUGCUGUGUUCUUUAUUUAGACUAUGAAAGCAGGUAUCAGACAUUAAAGGGUUAAGAAUUUAAAAAUCUGAAAAAUUGGGUAUCCAAUAUCCAAUAAUAAAAAUAUUUGUAAAGAUAAAAAAUAUUUCCCUAGAUAAUAUUGCUGCCAAAAUCUUAUUCCUGUACAAAGUUUUAUUAAUGCAGCGGAUCUUCUGAGAUUCAUUUCUAAACAUGGGACCAUGCAAUUUAAUAUAUGAACAUAAUUUUAGUUAUUAAUUUAUUAACAUGGUGUAAAUAGAUAAGCAAAUUUGUAUCCGUGUCUAUGUUUUUGUUGAUUUGUUGCUGUUUAGUAAACUACUUUGCUAAGCUUAUUUCUUGUUACGUUUAGAAGACAUCCUCAACCCAGAUUCAUGAACUCAUUUCUGGAUAAAUGCUGAUGGCAUUUUGCAAGAUUUUUGAAACAAAUAGGUUAUAUGUAUCCAUAACUACAGUGAUCCAAGAAGUGUGCGAUGCUAUUGCUUGUAUCAUGUUUUUCUAUUCUCUGCCCUAGCCUGGAUCAUAAUAAAUAUUACCAGAAUUCAUUAUCCUA
Protobothrops mucrosquamatus (brown spotted pit viper) is the source of this 1338-nucleotide messenger RNA. It is a transcript of the gene AK6, whose product is annotated as adenylate kinase 6. Gene Ontology annotation, cellular component: nucleus; cytoplasm. Gene Ontology annotation, molecular function: ATP hydrolysis activity; ATP binding; AMP kinase activity. NCBI's taxonomy places the organism in Eukaryota, Metazoa, Chordata, Lepidosauria, Squamata, Viperidae. The record is from RefSeq and is a predicted model, not a curated record. The coding region runs from base 135 to 650 and encodes 171 amino acids. The transcript is spliced from 5 exons.